Pseudocercospora fijiensis CIRAD86 is the source of this 837-nucleotide messenger RNA. RefSeq lists its product as uncharacterized. The transcript has a single exon. The record is from RefSeq and is a predicted model, not a curated record. NCBI's taxonomy places the organism in Eukaryota, Fungi, Ascomycota, Dothideomycetes, Mycosphaerellales, Mycosphaerellaceae. Bases 1 to 837 code for a protein of 278 amino acids.
AUGUCCAAGGCAAAAAGCAAUGUGGUGAUACGAGAUAUAUCAUCACAAAUUACAACCUUUACUGCACCUUUCUAUCGCUUCGCUCCAUUCGGCUAUCGCAAAUUCGUUGCUGUUGGCAACCGUGCAACAGCGAUUCGGUUACAAGAUCGCAGAGUCCUACUCCUCAACCCAAUCCAACUUGGCCAAGCCGUACAAGAUCGAUUAGACCAACUCGGAGGCGUCGACUACAUUGCCUGUGAUCUCGGACACCACUCCUAUGUCGCUGAUUAUCUCAACCGCUGGCCAAAUGCGAAAACCAUCGGAGUCUCCGGCCUGCCAGGGAAGAGAAAAGACGUGAAGUGGGACUUUAUCUACGAAGAUUGGCAACAGAGUCCAGAAGAUCAAUUCUCCUUCUCCCACGGAAUCGAAACCGUUCUUUUCGAAGGCUUCAUCACGCAUGCCGUAGCAUGGUAUCAUAGACCGACAAAGACCUUAAUAAUUUCAGAUCUCUUGAUGAAUUUGCCUGCUACUGAGCAGUAUCAUCCUUCAUCCGCGGACGAAGGACCGUUUUCGAGGGAAUUCGCGAAACGAGCGCAUCCAUUCUCUAUCUGGUUUCGCCGGCUGAUCUACUAUGUUGCUUAUGUCGAAUAUACGCCCAUGCGUAGAGAUGCGAAACGUGUUGCUGAGCUUGAUAUUCAGCGCAUAGUUCCUUGUCAUGGAGACGUGCUGGACAGUGAUGGAAACAAGGCUUGGGCGGAGGGUUAUCAGUGGUUCCUAGAAGGUCACCCACAACCUGGAUGGCUUUGGGCGGUCAAGGAGCCCAUAAUGACUGUUGUCAGAAGGCUGUUCUUGAUGUGA